Molecule: messenger RNA, 702 nt
Organism: Penicilliopsis zonata CBS 506.65
Lineage: Eukaryota; Fungi; Ascomycota; Eurotiomycetes; Eurotiales; Aspergillaceae
Exons: 3
Coding region: 1-702 (233 amino acids)
Biological process (GO): protein phosphorylation
Molecular function (GO): ATP binding; protein kinase activity
Source: RefSeq, a predicted model, not a curated record
AUGGCUGAACAUCUUUUUGACGACUUUUUCUCUGAAGAAACCCCGGUGAGACAUGAUGUGAAAUUUGUCGAAAAACUCAAAGAAUCCGCGCAUUCUGUUGUCUUCAAAGUCGAGGUCCGUGGAAGACUCUGUGUGAUGAAGGUGUAUCGUGAUAGAGGCCCCUGUGAAUUCGCUUCUCCUGACCGUGAAGUCGACCUCUUUACCAAAGAAUCGACUGCGUACCAGCGACUGAAAGAAAAGGGUCUUUGCCAGCGAGGAGUCAUCCCUGACUUCUAUGGAACAAUUACUAAAAUACAGCCCAAACUGUGGCCAACCUUGGACAAAUUUCACGAGGACGAGUUGCCGCCGAAUGCUGUUCUCAUCGAGUAUAUUCCAAACAUGCAGCAGAUGGACCUGACAACCUUUUCUACAGAGCGACUCGUCAAACUGCGGGAAAUCCUGGAUGAAUUCCAUCAGGCACGCGUUCUCCAUGGUGAUCCUAAACCCAGGAAUAUGAUGGUCUGCAGCGAUCCAGAGAGGGUCCUCUGGAUUGACUUUGAUGCCGCGCAAACGUUCCCUGAAGGACCUCUAAGCGCGAAGAGAGAGAAGUGGGUGAAGGAAGAGGUGGAAAUGAUGGAGUAUUUCAUGACAGCGUUGGCCGAGGAUUACAAGGAGGGUAAAAUCAACCGUACAUGUUCUUAUUAUUAUGAAUGGUUUGUUUAG